UGAAGUCAUAAUCAAGAAAAAGCCCUCAUCGUCAUUGCAUUUGCCAUUUGCCAUUUGCCAAUCGGAAAUAGGCAACAUUGGUAGAAAUAUUGUCCCCUCUACCAAAUCAAUACAUGUUCCACGAUCCUUGAUUCUUGAUUUCUUUUCUUUUCUCUCUUUAUAUACUAAUUAAAAACCCCCAAUUUUACAUUCUUUCAUGUUUCCCCCCCCCCCCCCCCCAUUUUUAGCAGUAUCCCGUAUCCAGCAUCUAGUCAUAGGGGAAAAAAGGUAAAAAAGCGUAGAGAAAAACUGAAAAAGAGAGCUGAAAUUCUUUGUUAUCAUCAAAUCAAAGAUACCCAAUACUCUGUUGUUGUGUUGGUACGCAGCACUGUUUCUAUUUGCAAUUGGCAGACUGACUUUUGGGUUUUGACAUUAUGUUGUAAUUCACAAGGUUCGGUUCCUACUACUCAAAAAUGAUGUUGUUUAUGUAAUAGCUUAUGUUCCUUACAUCAACAUGUGGAGUUUUGCAUCCAAAUGCAUCGCUGGAACUGUUGGAUUGAAAAAUGGUUCUCUAAGGCAAACGCGUGCUGCAUCGGAAUGUUCAGAUGAUGAAAGUUCUUCAGCAGUUAGCAGGGAUGAAGGUUUAGAUUGUCCGAUAUGCUGUGAAUCCUUCAACAUUGUCGAAAAUGUGCCGUAUGUUUUAUGGUGUGGUCAUACCCUUUGUAAAAACUGCAUUCUAGGACUUCAAUGGGCUGUCAUGAAAUUCCCUACUUUACCAAUCCAACUUCCACUUUUCAUCUCUUGCCCGUGGUGCAAUCUCUUGUCAUUUCGUCUGGUUUAUCGAGGAAACCUCAAGUUCCCUCGGAAGAACUAUUUUCUACUUUGGAUGGUUGAGAGCAUGAAUGGUGAUAGACUAAUGUCUCAUUCUUCAUUCUCAGAAGAUCGCCAACCGGACUUGUCAUCAAACAACAGUUUACCCAUUGGAAACCAAGUAACUCGUUGUAACCAUCGAAGGGCAUAUCACCAUCAUUCUGAAUCAUCAGGAUCAACCCAAAAUCAUACUCAUCUUACGGAUUACUUCAAUUUGGAAAGAAUACACACUGUCCUUCGGAAAUCUCUGGUGUUCUUUGUACAUCUGACUGCCAAGUUCCCAUUAAUCAUCAUAUUUCUCUUGAUCAUCCUUUAUGCAGUUCCUGCUAGUGCGGCCAUCUUAGCCCUGUACAUACUUAUAACCAUUCUCUUCGCUUUCCCUUCGUUUCUUAUCUUGUACUUCGCAUAUCCGAGUUUAGACUGGCUUGUGAAAGAGAUCAUCACUUGAGAUGGUAUCUGUUACUUGUUCAGCAAGUAUCAUGAUUGUAAGUUCACACUUUUGUGCCAUAUAUUCACUCGAAGACACCAUCAAAUCUCCGAAUUCGACAAGUUUCUGCUGUCCCUAGGUUAUAUUAGUUCUUCAAAGCUCUCAAUAAGUUGUUCCCUGAUAGGUUUUUUUCCCAUUUUGGAACAUUUGAUUUCAUUUCAACUCAGGCAUGAUUGUUUCGAUUCUUAUUUCUGGGAUUUGAUCGUCCAACAAUGCCAACCAAAGUUUCGAGAUACAGUAGGAAGGGCUCGUGUAUAAUGGAGCUCUUAUGCUUAUGCUUGUACUUCUUUUUGGUAUGAAUGAAAUCAAUCAAUUAUAUGGA
Molecule: messenger RNA, 1658 nt
Organism: Gossypium raimondii (Peruvian cotton)
Lineage: Eukaryota; Viridiplantae; Streptophyta; Magnoliopsida; Malvales; Malvaceae
Exons: 2
Coding region: 494-1297 (267 amino acids)
Source: RefSeq, a predicted model, not a curated record